AUGGGGUGCUACAAGGCGAUACUUUAUGCCACGCGAUUCUGUUGUGGGUGCCAUGCGGUGGAAAUAUUUGACGUCGUUGAGGUGCCCUUGGAGGGUGGGGGUGGCGAUCCUCCGGCGCGGGUGAUUAUUGACAGGUUCACACGCCCCUUUGAAUUUGCUGUCCCUUCUUUGUACGUUCAUGAACUGACCGCUGAUAUUGCAGAAUAUAUUCAGGCUGCUGCAGUGCUCCAUGCAUUCAAGGUGUUGUCCUCCGCGCCGUCAACCUCGGCAGUUGACCGACCGGUCUCUUUGAAGGAUUCGGGAGGAGGAUCCGUUUAA
Messenger RNA from Trypanosoma cruzi, 318 nucleotides. RefSeq lists its product as uncharacterized. The record is from RefSeq and is a predicted model, not a curated record. The coding region runs from base 1 to 318 and encodes 105 amino acids. The transcript has a single exon. NCBI's taxonomy places the organism in Eukaryota, Euglenozoa, Kinetoplastea, Trypanosomatida, Trypanosomatidae.